Molecule: messenger RNA, 1374 nt
Organism: Penicillium expansum
Lineage: Eukaryota; Fungi; Ascomycota; Eurotiomycetes; Eurotiales; Aspergillaceae
Exons: 2
Coding region: 1-1374 (457 amino acids)
Source: RefSeq, a predicted model, not a curated record
AUGGAACCUCCAUAUAAAUACGCACCAUUCUCAACAUCCCGAGCAGCCUCUGCCACAUUCCCACCCACCCAAGCCUCUACCCGAAGCCCAAGCCAAAACCAGCAAGCCAGCGACCUCCAGUCCAAAUUAGAGGACCUCUCUAGAUUUGGUAGUCAAGAAAGCCGCCAAACAGACCGAAGAAAGUCCCGCCGCUCACACCGCUAUGGCUCCGAUGACCGCCAAAUCUCCCCCAAAGGAGAGCAUCGGACUCGUCCAUCUCCAUCCCCUCAGUCGCAAGAGCCAUCCCUCUUCGAUGGCACGAAGUCCCACCGCCGCAAAUAUAGCAAAUCGCGGGAACUGCGCUUCCCUAAUCCCAUGAGCCAUCUAGCUUCCUCGGCGAGCGCGAGGGGAUUGCUCCCUACAUGGUCGGGCGGGAAGGAUAAGGACCGCGAGGGUGAUGAUGGGUUGCUGAGGCCGGUUACGAGGGAGACGACCCGAAGUCGUUGGGGGUCUGAGUCGACUACUGGACUAUCGGAUGGUCGGAACGGAAGUCUGCUUGAUACACCUGAGCAGCAUGAGCAAUUGGGGCCUAUCCGCCGGCACGAGAUUCUGUCUAUGGAUGACCUAGAGAAGGUCAAGAAGCGGAGGAAGUUGGGCGAGGAGUAUCUACGGUCUGCAUUGACUUCGAUUGGGACGUUAGCGACAGACGUCACCCGUCGGCUGGACUACACCUAUUACAAUCUACUUGAGAAAAUCACAGCACUCCACUCGACUAUCUCGUCAUUCCAGGAACUCUCCGACUCAGCGUCAACACUUCUCAACGACUUUGAACGCGAAACCGCCGGGUUAGAUCAAGAUAUCCGCAAACAACUCAAUGACCUAAAGGGCUUCGAGCCACAGAUCGAAAAGGCCGACGCGUUAGAGCAACGCAUGAAAGCCGGCCGACAGCGUGUCGAAGAACUAGGCAAACGACUCGAGACUGUACGGCACGAAAUCGAUAGCUGGGAACAGCGGGAAACAGAAUGGCAAACCCGGACCAGUCGUCGACUACGCAUCUUCUGGGGCAUUGCCACAAGCGCGCUAUUGGUGCUUGUACUCGCUCUAGUCCUCCAGAACUGGCCACAGUUUUGGUCUCCGCACGCUGGGAUCUCACGUUUGACAACGUCAAACCACUCUUCGCCCUCUGUGCCACCUCAGUCUGAAGUGUGGGAUGAGGUUCUCAGUCUCGGGGGAAAAGGUGCAGGGUCUGAUGCAGGGCCUGUUCGAUAUCCGUCCAACCUCGCAGAUCGCCGCGAGAGCCUGGACAAGGCUGGUCCGACUUCGACGAUCCGGUCAGGGCAUGAUGCAUCAUCACCUGCGAAACACGAUGCUUUGAGCGUGCUGGAUGAAUUAUGA